Ylistrum balloti is the source of this 306-nucleotide messenger RNA. RefSeq lists its product as uncharacterized. Gene Ontology annotation, biological process: DNA transposition; DNA integration. NCBI's taxonomy places the organism in Eukaryota, Metazoa, Mollusca, Bivalvia, Pectinida, Pectinidae. Gene Ontology annotation, molecular function: DNA binding. The record is from RefSeq and is a predicted model, not a curated record. The transcript has a single exon. Bases 1 to 306 code for a protein of 101 amino acids.
AUGUCAUGGAGGGAAAUAGGACGACAACUCAAUAUUACCCACACCGUCAUCAGUCGUCUAAUACGUAAGCACGUGGCUACUGGGAAUGUCCAAGAUCGACAACGAAGUGGAAGACCCAGAAAAACAAUGGCUCGUGAUGACAGAAUGCUUUUGAGACUGGCUAGGCAGGAGCCAAGAUCAGCAAGUCGGACUCUAAGAGACAGAUGGCAAGUCAACGCCCGAUUGUCUCUCAGCACGUUGAAGCGGAGACUAAAAGCUGGUGGACUUUCUUCACGUCGUCCUAUCCGACGUCCUCUUCUCACCUAG